Molecule: messenger RNA, 3053 nt
Organism: Bacillus rossius redtenbacheri
Lineage: Eukaryota; Metazoa; Arthropoda; Insecta; Phasmatodea; Bacillidae
Product: monocarboxylate transporter 13-like
Exons: 10
Coding region: 137-2056 (639 amino acids)
Biological process (GO): transmembrane transport
Cellular component (GO): membrane
Molecular function (GO): monocarboxylic acid transmembrane transporter activity
Source: RefSeq, a predicted model, not a curated record
AGCCCAAUCAUGUGACUGGAUUUUUAAAAGUUCACGGACAGCUGUGAAAACAAUUUUUUUUUCUACGUCUUUGAAUGAUUCUUGCGACUGAAGGCCGGCCGUAUAGCGGCGGGGGUCGGGUUGGAGCAGCCACGACAUGGAGCGGUCCUCCGGAGGGAAGAAGGAAGACGCCGAGAAGAGGGCGCCGCUGCUGGGAGACCAAGAUGGCGGCCGUGCAGUCGAGCUGCUGCCCCCUGACGGCGGCUGGGGGUGGAUGGUGGUGCUGGGCUCCGCGCUCAGCAACAUCAUAAUGAUCCCCGUGAUGCAGACGUUCUCGCUGGUGUACAAGGACCAGUUCACCAGCAUUGGGAUGUCGGCGACAGACAUAUCUGUUAUCAUCAACGUGAAUUCUGCUUUCGGAAUGUCUUUUGGUUUGUUUCAUGGACUGAUUAUCAAGAGAUUCGGCUACAGAAAAGUCGCCAUAGUUGCAUCAAGUAUAGCGUUUAUUGGAGUGCUAUCUACCAGUUUCGGAAACUCGUUUGCCCAUUUCUUCGUUACGUAUGGCCUUAUUUCUUCAUUUGGUGCGAGCCUGUUGGCACCGGCCUUCUCGCUGGCCUUGAACUCGUACUUCAAGGAGAGGCGAGGCAAGGCGAUGGGUCUGGCCAUGACGCUGACGGGAAUAGGACCCACGGUGAUGCCCCUGCUCCUCAGCCAGCUGAUGGCCUACUAUGGCGUGGCCGGCACGGGGCUCAUCAUGAGCGCACUUUGUUUGCACACGCUCGUUGGGGCUUUACUCCUGCAGCCCGUCAAGUGGCACAUGAGGCCGCGACCCGUCGAUCCUGCUCAAGAACAAUCAGAGAAUAAUAAGGCCGUGACCAGGAGUGUUAGCACGGAGGAUGGUGCCAUUCCUUUGCAACUUUCAAUCGAUCAUGAUGUCGAUGCUCAAAACAUCUAUGGCAUGGACACGCCUAUACUGCAAAGGAGAGAUUAUUUACGCUUGCCCAGUGGUGGCAGUGUUCAAGAAACGGAGGAGACGUCAGUGAACCGCAGGGUGUCGAUAGGCGUGGCGGACCCGAGCAGGCAGAAGCGCGGCUACAACUGGUGGUCCGUGGACUCGGUACAUCUCGGCAGCUCGGUCACCAUAUUCGACGAGAAGUCGCCGCCCGACAGGGAGUCGUCCCGGACCCGGGAGAGGAAGAUGACGAUCGCCGGGACGAUACCGGAGGAGGAUCUCCUGGAGGUCGGCAACAAGCUGGUGGUCGCCGGGCAGAACGACCGCGCGCAGAGCUCCUGCAAUCUUAACACAUUUGCUGGUCAUAUACAAGAUACCAAGAAUUCAAAUAAACUUUCUAACGAUUACCGUGAAAAUGGUAAAAAAAAUAACGGCACCCAAGAUUCUGUUGCUACUAAGAUGACGAAUACUUCAGAAAAACAAACUAAGAAGAUUUGGUGGAAGAGAAUCGCAAACGAAAUGGACCUGAGUUUGCUGAAGGACUUGAGCUACAUCAAUCUACUUUUUGGGAUGUCCAUCGCCAUAACGGCGGAGAUAAACUUCUCUCUUCUCACGCCGUUGAUCCUCGCCGACCUGAGCUUCACGGACAACCAGAUUGCGCUCACCAUGUCCACCAUCGCGGCUGUGGACAUCGUGUUCCGGUUCCUCUCUCCUUUCUUCGCGGACUACAUGCACUACAGUGCGAAGACCAUGUACCUGAUCAGCAUGUGCCUGCUUAUUGCGUCCAGGACGACCGUGCUGUUCUUCACCACGUUCUUCUCGCUGAUGCUGGUGAGCGUGGCUCUGGGCGUGGCUAAGGGCGUGCGGACGGUGUACAUGUCCUUGGUGAUCCCCAGUUACGUGCCGCUGGAGAAGCUCGCGUCGGCGUCCGGCAUGCAGAUGGUCGUGAACGCCGUGUUCUCCAUCACCUGCGGCCCGUUCAUCGGUUAUGUUCGUGAUGCGAGUGGAAGCUACAACGCAUGCAUUAUUGUUAUCAACAUACUGACAUUUAUAACGAUGGUGAUGUGGGGUUCAGAGAUUCUGUACAAAAAAUUUAAGACCAAGAGGCAGUCUUCCGCAGCUUAAACUUUGUUGCACACGAUCAUUCGUUUUUUUUCUCUUCUACAUUUUGAUGGACUUAAAAAAGUGCGCGAGCACACAAAAAAACCACGCGUUGUGUACCAACUGCUGACAAAGACAAAACCUGUUAUUUGUGAUGAGAUGUUAGGCUGUUUUAUCAAAGUUUUAAAGAAAAAUGCCCUAGAUGUAAAAUCUAAGUGAAGUUUAGUGAGAUCGGAUGGUAGUAGAAGAAGGGGCCAUUUAUAACUGUGGAGGUGUGGACGAGUUUCGAAAAAGCAAAUGCAUUUUUCUGUUAGGGGGGGAUUUGAGAUGUCGUGGCCUAAACAUAUGUGGUGUUCACUUCGCAUUCUGAGGGGGCUGCGGCUGAAUAGAAGGUUUAGCUCAACUGCACUGACGGAAAGCUAUGCCGGGGAUUUUGUUGCGUGGCUAAGGGGUUUAAGGCGUCGGGACCUAUGGCUGUAGUGGUCUCCACCGAAUCACUUUGUCACCGAUUCGGUGCUCGACUUACAGCCCUUGCCAUUUUGACAUGAAGCAACAACGACCAAGGUCAUCGGGAUCCAGGAUGGAAACGUGACGAAGUUCGGGGAAGAGAAUGCCGGUUCUUUCGUUUUGAAGUGCCUUAACAUACACUGUAAACUCAUUUGUUACGAAAAAAAAAAUGUCCUGGAUCUAAUUUCAACGAAGAGCAGUGAUUGUGAAUCAGUAUUACAUUAUGUAAAUUUUGUCUCUAGAUCUACAAUGAAGAGUUCCGGUUAUUUAUAUAUUUUUGAAUACCUUUUAAUAUGAUAAACUGUUUUUAUGUAUUCAAAAAUCUAUCACCACAAAAUUGUUUGUUUUUAAUAUGUUUUGUGUAUUUUUGUUAAAUUACUCAUUUAGUUUAUAAUAUGUAAAUACGUUGUUAUUAAAUAUUAUUUUCUGCUCUUUAUUGGUUAUUUGUACUUAUGUGCACAGUUACUUUUUAUUUUUAUUAGUUCGGAUAUAUUCAGCAUUAAAAAUUUUUAAA